CUGGCAGCGGGCGGUGCUGAGUCGGACAGCGGAGUUGGGACCCGCUUUCGGGGCAUGAGCUGAGGGCUCAACACGGAGGCCAGGAGUAUUUCAUAGAGAUUGAUGGAAGCAGAAACCAAAAUUCUUCCCCUGGAGAAUGCAUCCAUCCUCUCAGAGGGCUCUCUACAGGAAGGGCACCGAUUAUGGAUUGGCAACCUGGACCCCAAAAUCACAGAAUACCACCUCCUCAAGCUCCUUCAGAAGUUUGGCAAGGUAAAGCAGUUUGACUUCCUCUUCCACAAGUCAGGUGCUUUGGAGGGACAGCCUCGAGGGUACUGUUUCGUUAACUUUGAAACUAAGCAGGAAGCAGAACAAGCCAUCCAGUGUCUCAAUGGCAAGCUGGCUCUGUCUAAGAAGCUGGUGGUGCGAUGGGCACAUGCUCAAGUAAAGCGAUAUGACCAUAACAAAAGUGAUAAAAUCCUUCCAAUCGGUCUUGAGCCAUCCUCAAGCACUGAGCCUACUCAGUCUAACCUAAGUGUCACGGCAAAGAUAAAAGCCAUUGAAGCAAAGCUGAAAAUGAUGGCAGAAAAUCCUGAUGCAGAGUAUCCAGCAGCACCUGUUUAUUCCUACUUUAAGCCACCAGAUAAAAAGAGGACUACUCCUUAUUCUAGAACAGCGUGGAAAUCUCGAAGAUGAUGAUUGUGAAUUACUGUAGCAGCAAAAUCAAAUCGGUCUCCACACCUGAAAGCCUCUGCCUUGUACACUGUAGAUGUGAAUGGUACUAUCCAACAGAGCACAAUCACAUGUUAGCGUUUGGUAACAUAGCAUUUUGGAUGUCCUUAUGGAUGUGUCUUCCUAUAUGUAGAAUUGAGCAUCAUCCAGAAUAAAUAGGACCGUAUCCCAAAUUGUGAUUUGAACACUGGGAUGCUCUAGUUGGCUGGUUUGUUUGGAUUUGUAACUCCAGAAAUAUUCUAUCAUGUGCCAGAGAAAAAGGCAAACAUACAAAAUGUUAUUAUCGAAAUCAGGAAAUGAAAUGUAUUAACGUCCAUCAAAAAAAAAAUAGAGCAUUCUUCUGUGCUCACAAGUCUUUACAACCUAAAGAAAAAGUAAGAGACGGAGGGAAGUGAGAGACAGAAUUUAAAUCAUGUUCAGAACUAUGGUUCCAGAAUUUACUAUGGAAAUCCCUCCAACUGGACUAAAAAAGAGAAAGUUCUUGGCAAAAGAAAGCUGGACUUUUGAGGAAAUGUUGUAGUAAUGUGUUCAAGAAUUAUGCUUAUUGUCUCAGAAUCCCAAUUAGGAAAACAUGGUGUAUAUCUUAAAAUUGUUUGCAUCAACCAAACUGUAGAAUCAAAUUUAGCAUUUUAUACUACAACAGAAGUUCUGUUUGAAAAUCCAACUUUUAUUCUACAGUGAUCAUUUUUUAAAAAUCUAAAUAAUCUUGCCAUUUAUAAUACCAAAUGUUGUUAUUAACGUGGGACUUUUAAAGUUGCACUUACUGCAUGAGUUUGUUUUUAUAGCAUGAGAAGGUUCUAUUUGGAGUUGUAUCAUGGCCAAUCUAAAUAGAAAAGCAGAAUUUCCUUGAAAACUUAAACAUUGAUGUAUUGGUCACUAUCAAACAUAUUACUUUCUAAUAAUUGUGUAGGGGGUCUGCAUAGAAGAGGUUGAAUUAUCUUGUACAGGAUGAGGAGGGGACAUGGAGUGAGACAGAAAGUCAAUGGAGCAGGCACUACUCUGGUACCAAGAUUAUAAUGACCUCAUCUUUUAUGUAGUUUUAAAAGACUGCAUGAUUUGAAAAUGAUUCUUCAUUUGUAGAACAUACUUCUCCCUAGAUAUUAUUGCCUCUUUUAAAAUCCUAAGCAUAACAAUAUAGAGAGCUAAACAAACCAACAGAUUUAGGAGGGUUUUUCUUCAGCACAGUUUUGAUCAAUUUGCUGCCAAGUUUGACAGACUGUUUCACUGGGCAGCGCCAUUGCUCCUUUACCAGGUAAAUCACUUUGUUGCUGCAGGUGCCAUUCCUAGUGAUUACAGACUGUUUACCCCUAUCAUUCCUAGUAAGAGGAAGCUUUCAUUAUAGGAACUUAAGUCUUCCUAUGGGUAUAAAUGAAUUUAAGACACUUCAAUCAAAACUUCAGCAUAGUGGUUUCAGAAUUCACAGAACUGGCUCAGAGAAAUUCUUAUCACUUUUUCGAAGGUUAAUCUUUUUAGAUAUCUUUAGAUAUCAAAUACUUUCUGUAUUUAUUAGCUAUGUCUAUCUAUGAGGCAAGUAACCUUCACUUGCAGGAUGGUUCAGAGAGAGGGGAGCACUAAAAUCUCCCAUUUUUCUGGUGACUUCUUGGAGUGUAGAAUUCACCAUUUUAUCCUUAAAUUCUCAAAGGGUUGUGGUGGAGUAGAACUUACUUAAUGCAAAUUAGUUUUCUAUUUUUAAUAGGAACUUAGAAAAUCCUUAAUUUAGAAUUAUAUAGAGUUUCCUUUAGAAACCAGAGCUAUUUAUUUGUAUUUAAAGCAGUGUUUAUUAUUUGUACCAAUUCUUAUCCUUCUGUGUGAAUAAAUACAAGACAGUGUCUGUGUGGUUUGUCCAUUUACUGGGAUAAAGACUGCAGCUCUCUGGUAAGCUUGCUUCCACUCAGGACUUGCACCAGUGUGUCCAGUGGGGUGCUGCUUCUAAGUGCCUUCACUGCAGAGGGCUCUGGCUAGAGUCAAGCUCACAGGCAAUUCUCUUCACCCUUUAUGCCCACCUACCUCUGCUGUUAGAGAUGAGGAAAAAGACCAGCUGUUCUCAUUGCAGAUGUCACUAUUUGAAAAGAAGAAGUCCCUGCAAGUAUCAUACCAUGUUUAGUCUUUCCUUCAAAGUAGAGGUUUUAAAAGAAUAAAUGUAUAAAUCAUGAAUAUACUGAUAGCAGUCUGACGAAAGGUUUGUAAAGUACCAGUGUUAACUUGGUUCAACUCUUUGUUAUGAGGUUACCUGUACUUUGAAAUUAUUCUUUGGUUUACUGUUUUGCUAAAAUUAUGUCACUUACAAUUUUGAUUUAUACAAGGGUAAAGAAUUGAGGGACAUAUUCAAGAGGUGUGAGCUAUCUAAUCUCAGCUCCUAUUUUAUCAAAUGCAAAAUGUAACCCUAACCAGUUGAUUUUCUAUAAUUGGCAUCUCAGUAUUGGGGAAGAGGAUCACAUGAGAAAAGAUUUUUCAAAGCAUGUAAAAAAUCAAUAGUGCAAGUUUUAUGAAAGCAAGUAUACAGCUCUGACCUUGUUUACUAAGGUAUGCACAGUUAAUUUCCGAAUUCUGCAAAUAUAUGUGUGAUUUUUUUAUACUACUAUAAAAAAGAACAGGAUUAAUUCUUGCCUUAUAAAUUAAAUGUUGAACAUUU
Galeopterus variegatus (Sunda flying lemur) is the source of this 3343-nucleotide messenger RNA. It is a transcript of the gene RBM18, whose product is annotated as RNA binding motif protein 18. Bases 103 to 675 code for a protein of 190 amino acids. Gene Ontology annotation, molecular function: RNA binding. Lineage: Eukaryota; Metazoa; Chordata; Mammalia; Dermoptera; Cynocephalidae. The record is from RefSeq and is a predicted model, not a curated record. The transcript is spliced from 6 exons.